AUGAUCGCCAACCAGAGCGCCGCCGCCGACCCCACGCUGUCGCGGGACGUGUGGAUGGUGGGCAUGGGGAUCCUCAUGUCCGUGAUCGUGCUGGCCAUCGUCUUCGGCAACGUGCUGGUGAUCACCGCCAUCGCCCGGUUCCAGCGCCUGCAGACCGUCACUAACUACUUCAUCACCUCGCUGGCCUGCGCCGACCUGGUGAUGGGUCUGGCCGUGGUGCCCUUCGGGGCCAGCCACAUCAUCAUGGAGAUGUGGAAUUUCGGGAACUUCUGGUGUGAGUUCUGGACUUCUCUGGAUGUGCUCUGUGUCACAGCCAGCAUCGAGACCCUCUGUGUCAUCGCCGUGGACCGGUACUUCGCCAUCACCUCUCCCUUCAAGUACCAGAGCCUGCUGACCAAGAGCAAGGCACGCGUGGUCAUCCUGGUGGUGUGGGUAGUCUCUGCCCUCACCUCCUUCUUGCCCAUCCAGAUGCAUUGGUACCGGGCAGAGCGUGAGGAAGCCAUUCUGUGCUACAAGGAGGACACAUGCUGCGACUUCUUCACCAACCAGGCUUACGCCAUUGCCUCCUCCAUCAUCUCUUUCUACCUGCCACUCGUGGUCAUGGUCUUCGUGUAUGCCAGGGUCUUCCUGGUGGCCAAGAAGCAGCUGCAGAAGAUAGACAAGAGCGAGGGGAGGUUUCACAUCCAGAACAAGGAGCAGGAGCAGAACGGGCGAACUGGGCACCGCCGUUCCUCCAAGUUCUACUUGAAGGAGCACAAGGCCCUCAAGACCCUGGGCAUCAUCAUGGGCACCUUCACACUGUGUUGGCUGCCCUUCUUUAUCGUCAACAUUGUGCACGUCAUCCAGGACGACAUCAUACCCAAGUACGUGUACAUUCUCUUGAACUGGCUGGGCUAUGUCAAUUCUGCCUUCAACCCUUUGAUCUACUGCCGGAGCCCGGACUUCAGGUAUGCCUUCCAGGAGCUCCUGUGCCUCCGCAGGUCUGCCCUGAAGAUGUAUGCCAAUGGGUACUCCAACAGCAACGGCAGGAGUGACUACAAUGAGGAGGAGAACAGCUAUCCCCUGGCAUCGGAUAAAACCUGUGAGUUGCUCUGUGAAGAAGGCUCCUUCCCUAACCCAGAGGACUUUUUGCACUGCAAAGAGAUCCCGGGGUGUCCAGGAAUGGUCGAGAGCUGAAUGGGUUGAACUCUCUUCCUCACCAUCCUGAGCUCCUGAGGGCUCUGUAGAGAUCGAAUGGGAGCACGGCCUUGCUUCUCUGAGACUGGGGAUGCUGUGGGAAGUGAUUGCCUUGACAAAUGUCUUCAUCCUAGCCCAUAGCCCAUAGUGCAUUGCUGGAAGAGAAGCUGAUGAAGGAAUAGCAGAGGACCAGGAAAGGCUCUAUCAGCACUUCAAGCAGUGGAGGACACAGAUUGGAGACCAGCAUUGAGAGGCACUUUCCAAGAGUCACUGUAUAUGAAACCAGCUUCGUUCUGGGAAGAAGCUACAAGAGCUCUGUGAACUGAAGGAGGUGAAUGUCCAAGUCAGCGCAAGAGGUGCUGCAGGGUUUCCCUGUCACACCGUCUUUGGAAAGCACUUUAAAAGGAAGGGGGUAUCAGGACCACCUGGCCCUCUCCAGUGACUGGUUUGAAAGAGA
Struthio camelus australis is the source of this 1633-nucleotide messenger RNA. RefSeq names its product adrenoceptor beta 2 (gene ADRB2). Gene Ontology annotation, molecular function: beta2-adrenergic receptor activity; norepinephrine binding. The record is from RefSeq and is a predicted model, not a curated record. NCBI's taxonomy places the organism in Eukaryota, Metazoa, Chordata, Aves, Struthioniformes, Struthionidae. Gene Ontology annotation, cellular component: plasma membrane. Gene Ontology annotation, biological process: norepinephrine-epinephrine-mediated vasodilation involved in regulation of systemic arterial blood pressure; adenylate cyclase-activating adrenergic receptor signaling pathway; negative regulation of smooth muscle contraction.